AUGAAGGUGUCCAAGGCCCCCAAGUCGGUCCCCCACAAGGACCAUUACGCCCGCAUUUCGUAUCUCUUCCAGGCGUCGAGUCACCUAGCCUUGAAUCCGCAGUACGAUGUCUUAUCUCGGCACUACGCCCGGACCUUGGACUUGGUGGCAAAGAAAACGGUGUUGAAGUUGACUCCAGCCCUCAAAAGACAGCUCUGCAAGAAGUGCAACACGUUUUUGAUCCCUGGGCUCACUGUCAAAAUACACAUCGAGAACCUAUCCAAGGCAAAAAGCCUGCGGAAUGACGUCUUGGUCAAUGAGUGCCUUGAGUGUGGCGAGAAGAAGAGGUUCCCAGUGGGACAGCAGAGAGACUAUGUCUUGUUCAGCGAGAAGGAGGAUGUCAAAAUCCCCGCCCUUUAG
Suhomyces tanzawaensis NRRL Y-17324 is the source of this 399-nucleotide messenger RNA. RefSeq names its product ribonuclease P protein subunit (gene RPR2). Lineage: Eukaryota; Fungi; Ascomycota; Pichiomycetes; Serinales; Debaryomycetaceae. The record is from RefSeq and is a predicted model, not a curated record. Bases 1 to 399 code for a protein of 132 amino acids. The transcript has a single exon. Gene Ontology annotation, biological process: tRNA processing. Gene Ontology annotation, cellular component: nucleolar ribonuclease P complex.